AUGCCACAUUCAAUUCAAGAGAAAGUUGAUAUUGCGUCUACAACUAUAUGCCUUUCCGCUCGAUGUAAUACAUAUUUUCCUUUAAGAAAUCGGCAGAAAAUACGAUGGACUGGAACUAUACACUCUUCAGUCCGUGUCUGGAAUGUAUUGGCCCAGAGUUCCACACAAAACAUUCCACCAUGUGCCCUUCCACCAUUAUCUACUCUGCGAGUAGACGUUUCGUGA
Molecule: messenger RNA, 225 nt
Organism: Ambispora leptoticha
Lineage: Eukaryota; Fungi; Glomeromycota; Glomeromycetes; Archaeosporales; Ambisporaceae
Source: the annotation of a GenBank genome assembly